Neurospora crassa OR74A is the source of this 2907-nucleotide messenger RNA. RefSeq lists its product as hypothetical. Gene Ontology annotation, biological process: regulation of transcription by RNA polymerase II. The transcript is spliced from 2 exons. Gene Ontology annotation, molecular function: protein dimerization activity; DNA-binding transcription factor activity, RNA polymerase II-specific; RNA polymerase II cis-regulatory region sequence-specific DNA binding. The coding region runs from base 917 to 2638 and encodes 573 amino acids. Lineage: Eukaryota; Fungi; Ascomycota; Sordariomycetes; Sordariales; Sordariaceae. The record is from RefSeq and is a predicted model, not a curated record.
AUCAGAUCCCCCACAAGAAGCCAAACCGCCCCAAUCCCAGUUCUUGAUUUGUCUGAACUAACUAACAACACCUGACUGACGUCCUGUCCGCCUGGCCUCAGCUUCUACACCAACAGACCUACCUACAUCUACCUCUAGGUUGGCUGCCUACCUCUACCUCUACUCUACAUAUACCUACAGUGCUACAUCAAUUACUACCUGCCUACAUUCGGUUUCCCAGUUUGUCCCGCCAUCCGGCAUUUAGCGGCUUCUUUUCAUCUCGCCUUGUGCCUUUCACUCCAAGUUCCGCCUUGAAAUCUUCGCAUUUCGUCCAAACAGCGACCAAGCUUCUCGGCCUGGAAACACGUGCUCGAGACUCGAGUUUAGCGCACCCAGCCGAGUUCCUUGUCACGUUCGAACAUUUCGGCCUACCAACAUCAUCUGAUCGGCCCGGUACAUCGAGGUACCUCUCCCGACGACAACGGCCUGUCUUUCACGUGCCUCGAAACCGACUGCGGAGCCGGCCACUCACGUCAACACCACAACCUCACCUCACCUAGCCGGUGGCGGCACAUCAUCGAACCGCAACGCACCCGCCGAGGCCGCGUCCCGCUAAGCUCCCGGCCACCGGCCCCACGACGAUUUCCGGGUCCCCUCAGCGGGUCUCCGGCAGCCGUUCCCCAGUUCUCGGCUAUCCCGCAGCCGUCGGCCUCGUCGGCCGUGCUCUAGCCGUCCCAGCGGUCGGGGUCUUGGAUAUCUCUUCGUUUCCCGGCUAGGCCGGAUGUACGUGCUGGACUUGUAAACAUUGCAAAUGCUAUUGCCUGGCAUGCCCCGAUAGUCCGAGUACAAGCCCGCGGCGACAUCCCAAUCUAGUGUCUAAUCCGCUGAACCAGCCGCAACACUUGCCAAAUUCUCUACAUACGUCAUCGCGCCUCUCAUGACUCAACGGCAACUUCAUACAGCCUCGCGUCAGCCCUCACUCCAGCUUUUGUCACGUCAGCUACUGCCUACUGGUCCUGCCUCUGCCGACAUGCCGCCGCCGCCGCCGCUACAUCAUCAAGAGCCGCCGACGCCUGACCAGCCUCAGCCAGUGUUCGGUUACUUGCCCCAGAACGUAGCACAGCCACCGGCACCCCUCGCCACUCUUCUCACGGACGACCAAUCCAGAUAUCUUGACAGCUUUUUCCAAAACCUGAAUGAUGCUGCAGCUGAUGACCCUUUCCUAAUAUCACCAGACUUCGAGGAAGAAGGCUUAGCUUUUACUUCAGAAUGGAAUACGCGGCCGGGAAACCUUGUGGGAUCAAAUACUUCGUUCGCUCCUUUCGCCCGCACCAACUUCAACACUGGCUUCAGUGAUUUGUCAAGUGUACAUAGCUUUGGGGGUCCGUCAUUUAAUCACCAGCUCCAAGCGCCGCCACGGGCAACGGACGGUAUCCAUGAUCUCCUAAAUGCCGCUGCCGCUCUCCCUAACGAGGUAGGCGGCCAUGGAGGGAACACUUUCGAGCAAAGUUACGGGGGUAGCAGUACUUCUGGGGGGCAACAUGGCAUUCAACAGACAGACAAUAGCUUCGGCGGUGCGGCCAUCGCCUUGGCCAUGCGCCCUUACGCGUCCAUUAACGAGCCUUCCAAUAGCUUCUACCGCGACAUGAUCUUCCAACAGCCAGGGCAGUCGCAGCAACCCCGCCAAAACAGCUACCAGCAUGGGCAGCCGGUAAGGAUCCAAUUCGGUACCGACACCAGCUUCUCCCAGUCAACAUUCACACCUCAACGGACGCAGGAGAGCUCCGAGGUCAUGAGCCAAGCACAACUGAAGGUACUGGAUUGUCUAGUACCCAGCCAAAGCGCCGCCACGACGCGUGCCUCCAGUCCUGUAACGCAGGGGCAGGGGCAAGGGAACGAGCACCACGGGUCAUUCUCACCGCCUAAGCUACGAACGCAUCAUCGCCCGUCCUUACCUCAGGCACUUGCCUCCAUACAAGAGGAAGGAGGACCGCCCAAAAAGAGAAGGGCAACAGUGGACAACACCACUAACAACGAUGCCGCGAUGGCAUCACCCGGCCCGCUGGCUACCUUUUCCAACAGUCCCUACAGCCCGUUUUCCCAAUCCGGGUUUGCCCCUUCCUCUCCCAUGACGUCGCUAGGUGGUAGAAAGUCAGCGGGUCCAGGAGGAGCAAAGGGGAAGAAACUUGCACGCCAACAAGGACUUUCAACUCCCAAUACAGCAUCGGAACCCACAGACUCCCAAGCCCCGAGUGGUGACACACGAUCACCAAACGAUGAUGAAGAUAACAAGCCCGCUCGACCGGGCAAGAGGCGUCGCUCCUAUAAAGAAAAGAAGCCCAACCUGACGCUGGAACAAAAGAGACUGAACCACAUCGACAGCGAGAAGAGGCGGCGGUACAUGAUCAAGUCAGCCUACGAUAAUCUGUCGAUUAUCAUACCGGGGUACAAGGAGGCUGGAGUUAGCAAAGCGGGGGGGAUACAGUUAGCCGUGGAUUUCUUGAAGAAGAUAAUGGAGGAAAACGAGGAGUUGAAGGAGAGAUUGGAGCGAGCGAGGGAAAAGGCUGGGGUUAAAAGUACUGGGACAGAUGUUGAAAUGACAGAAAGGGGAAUACAAACUGGGCAGGAAGGGGGAGAUAACGGUGCUGAAGAACAAUGAUGACAUACGGUAGCCAAGCCGUAGUGUUUGACCUUGGAUAUGUUGGUACAUCACUUGCGCAUAUACGAGCCAUGCCUUUGUGAUUAACCAUGCAUAAAGUGCCAACAAUAGGACAACCAGGUAGCUGGGGUGAGCCUACUGCAUUGGUUGCUUUGGUGAACGGCAGUCUGCAUCUACCAUUUGCUGGGUGGACUAUGCCGAGGGUUUAUCCAACCUCGAAAGAACCUAGACACAACGAAACUUGCAAAGGAUAAGGGCCUUCACUUCAC